AUAAGUUAAAACAAAGCUAGGGUUUUGUCUCCCUCUUGCUCGCAUUUUCUUAAGAAAGAACAACUUUCAGCGGAAACAGCCGCUUCCUCCAACAUGGCUAGAGGGUUGAAGAAACACUUGAAGAGGCUCAAUGCCCCCAGGCAUUGGAUGCUCGACAAGCUUGGUGGUGCAUUCGCGCCCAAGCCAUCGUCUGGACCCCACAAGUCGAGGGAAUGUUUGCCACUUAUUCUCAUUCUGCGAAACAGACUGAAGUAUGCUUUGACAUACAGAGAAGUGAUUGCUAUUCUUAUGCAAAGGCAUGUUAUGGUAGAUGGGAAGGUUAGGACUGAUAAGACCUACCCUGCAGGUUUUAUGGAUGUUGUGUCAAUUCCCAAGACAAAUGAGGACUUCCGUCUCCUUUAUGACACUAAAGGUCGUUUCCGCCUUCAUGCCAUCACUGGUGAUGAGACUAAGUUUAAGCUCUGCAAAGUUAGGUCUGUCCAAUUUGGCCAGAAGGGUAUUCCAUACCUGAAUACCUACGAUGGACGCACAAUCCGUUACCCAGACCCUUUGAUCAAAGCCAACGACACCAUCAAGCUUGACUUAGAGAGCAUCAAAAUUGUUGAUUUCAUCAAGUUUGAUGUUGGGAAUGUUGUCAUGGUCACUGGUGGAAGGAACAGGGGACGUGUUGGAGUGAUUAAGAACAGGGAGAAGCAUAAGGGUAGCUUCGAGACAAUCCAUGUACAAGAUGCUGCUGGACACGAGUUUGCAACUCGUCUAGGCAAUGUCUUCACAAUCGGUAAAGGAACAAAGCCAUGGGUUUCGCUUCCCAAGGGCAAGGGUAUCAAGUUGUCGAUCAUUGAGGAAGCGAGGAAGAGGCUUGCUGCUCAGGCUGCUGCUUAAACCUAUCAUAUCUAGAGUUUUUUUUUUGUCGAAAGACUUGUUGGAUGAAUGCUGGCUGGUCCUGUCCUAGCUUCUGUAGGGUUUUACGGAUUUGCUUUUUAUUAAUGUUCUUUUUUCUAUGAAUUUAGUUUAGUUACUCAUUUGGUUUAUGUUAUAUUUUAACUAUCAUUUAUCACAUUACAGUUCUUUCUGAAAUCUAUUGUUUUACUUGGAUU
Messenger RNA from Gossypium raimondii (Peruvian cotton), 1097 nucleotides. RefSeq names its product 40S ribosomal protein S4. Lineage: Eukaryota; Viridiplantae; Streptophyta; Magnoliopsida; Malvales; Malvaceae. The transcript is spliced from 5 exons. The coding region runs from base 94 to 882 and encodes 262 amino acids. The record is from RefSeq and is a predicted model, not a curated record. Gene Ontology annotation, molecular function: RNA binding; structural constituent of ribosome. Gene Ontology annotation, cellular component: ribosome; cytosolic small ribosomal subunit. Gene Ontology annotation, biological process: translation.